Molecule: messenger RNA, 2012 nt
Organism: Drosophila sulfurigaster albostrigata
Lineage: Eukaryota; Metazoa; Arthropoda; Insecta; Diptera; Drosophilidae
Gene: Ipk2
Product: inositol polyphosphate multikinase
Exons: 1
Coding region: 219-1253 (344 amino acids)
Biological process (GO): inositol phosphate biosynthetic process
Cellular component (GO): cytoplasm; nucleus
Molecular function (GO): inositol tetrakisphosphate kinase activity; inositol-1,4,5-trisphosphate 3-kinase activity
Source: RefSeq, a predicted model, not a curated record
CAACAAGCUGUAUGACUAAUGGACAUCCACUAAUUAAUUACAUUAGAGCAGUUGCUGCAAUUGCGUUUCGCUGUCGUGCCGUGCGCUGCUAAAGCAGCAAUAAUUCGCAUUGUUAUCAAGCAGUCGCUUUGCAACACUGGCUCUGUGUUUUUGCGCUGUUUUUGUUGCCAUUGCCCGUUUGCUGUUUGUAUUUUGAGUGCGAAACGAAGACGGACUCGAUGGCCAAAAAGGAGCAGGCGGAGAGCAUGGUGGCCGUGGUGGCGGCGGUGACACCUGCAGUUCCCCUGGGCUAUCGACAGUUGGGAACACAGGUGGCUGGACACACAUUCGAAGCGAGCAACGCGGCCGCCGUUGGACUGCUACAGGAUGUGGGGGGCAGCGCGGAAGGCAGAAGCGAGGGACGCGUUUUCAAACCGCUGGGCAAACCGGAAUGCGGCCUCCGAGAGAUACAGUUCUAUGAGUCACUCGCAGCAGCGACAUCAACAAUUGCUGCUGCAGCAGGGGAUGUGGGGAAAGCAGAAAACGCUGCUGACAAUGACCUCGCGCUGCUGGCAGCGUUGGCAGAGCACGUGCCGCGUUAUUAUGGCCAGCGGAAGCUGGUGGUGAAUCAACGCGAACACACAUUUCUGCAGCUUGAGGAUCUGACCCAUGGCAUGGCUAAGCCAUGCGUGAUGGAUGUGAAGAUUGGCAAACGCACCUGGGAUCCACUGUCGUCGCCACACAAGCGCGCCAUUGAGCAGCAAAAGUAUGUGAUGUGCAAACAGAACCUAGGCCUGUGUCUGCCCGGUUUUCAAGUGUAUCAGCAGGAGCAGCCUUGUGGCAAGCCGAUUCUCAUUCGCCAUGGACGAGAUUACGGCAAGAGUCUCAAUGUCGAGGGAUUUCACCAGGCCUUGGCGCUCUUCUUCAACGUCCAGCCAGCACAUGCGAAUGUUCCCCAGCUGCUCCGCGAGGUGUUGCGACAGCUGCGCGGCAUCCACAGCUGGUUCAAGCGACAGCGUCUGCUGCACUUCUACGCCAGCUCACUGCUCAUCUGCUACGACUUCGACAGGCUGAGCAACCCAAGUUCCCAGCAGAAUGGCUACCAUCACGAGCCACCAGUAACUCCAGCCAUCAAGCUACCAGAUCAAUGGAUUCGCGUGCGUUGCAUAGACUUUGCACACAUCUUUCCCGCCGCCGACGCACAGCCCGAUGAGAAUUAUAUGUUCGGGCUGCAGAGCCUCAUCGACAUAGUAGAGUCGAUGCUGCAACGAUAGCAGCUGCAGCUGGAGCUGCUCCAAGGACCAAGACCCCACUUCAUUACCGUACACUUGUAUUAACUUUAAGCCAAAAGAUUAGUCCACAGCAGAGCUGUCAUUAAAAGCAGAAACUAAACAAUUACGCAAGUUCCAAAAUGCAAGAGUUACUCAGUAACUUCGACUUUGAUUCCGAAUCCGACUCCGAUUGAAGCCAGAUCGGAUGUGGAUCAAGUACUUCAGUCAUUGUAAUCAAGUAUUUCCCGUAGCAAUUACCUGGUAAUAAAAUAAAGAGAUGCAUUGCUCACUGAUUGUGGCCAAAAUUCAAGUUUCAAUUACCAAAACUCCCAACUGAAAUGGUAAACCAGAAGAAUGUAUUUAUAAUAAGUAAGCAAGUCGAAAGUAUGAUCGACUGUCAAAUACCUAUACUAAACAUUUGUAGAGGAAAUAAAGCAUGUAAAAACUCUUCUAUGUAGUUCUAGUGACUUAUUUAAAUUUACAUUUUGUAUUUUUGUGAUGAACAGAACAACUGCACCAGGCAUUAAUUAGCCAGCCGUAAAAGUGGAAAAUACGAAAUAUGGCCCAUGUUUUAAAUAAUUUGUUAUAUUAUUACAUCUCAUUUAGAUGUCUGGGCAUGAAUUCACUUAAGGUCUAAUUAAAUGUGAAAGAAUGGACAAGGUCAGGUCAAGAAUUCAUUUACUUUGUACUUUGAAUUGACGUAGACUUGUACUAAUUGUUCGUGUCUUCGAUAAGCGCUGGUUAAAGUACUUGCUAUGGUUU